AUGGUACGUACAAGGUGUGAUCAAAGAGCUUGUACUAGUGCGCAAAUCAACACAGAACAGAGCUACCUAUUCAACGUAUCCUUUGAAUACGAGAAGGAAUUAAUUUCAUUCGACGAGAAUGGGGACCCUCCAGGCAGGUACGAUAUCAUGAACUUCCAACGUCUUACUAAUGGUUCCUUCGAUUACGUCCAAGUUGGUGGCUGGAACAAUCAUACUCUGACCUUGAACGAGAAGAUCAUGCAGUUUGGACCGAAUGGACGCACUGUGAAGUCAGUUUGUUCUGAGGACUGCCCCAUGGGAAAGUACAAGGUAUGA
Messenger RNA from Acanthoscelides obtectus, 315 nucleotides. The record is from the annotation of a GenBank genome assembly. NCBI's taxonomy places the organism in Eukaryota, Metazoa, Arthropoda, Insecta, Coleoptera, Chrysomelidae.